Messenger RNA from Sporisorium graminicola, 1545 nucleotides. RefSeq lists its product as uncharacterized. Gene Ontology annotation, molecular function: oxidoreductase activity. The transcript has a single exon. Lineage: Eukaryota; Fungi; Basidiomycota; Ustilaginomycetes; Ustilaginales; Ustilaginaceae. Bases 1 to 1545 code for a protein of 514 amino acids. The record is from RefSeq and is a predicted model, not a curated record.
AUGGCCAAAGCAGCAGCAACCACAACCUCUGCCGCGGCGAACAACAUCUUGGAUGUGCUCAUCAUCGGUGCUGGCUGGUCCGGCCUUUCGGCAGCUCUCAAGCUGUCGCAAGCGGGACACAAGGUGGCUGUCCUCGAGGCACGCGAGCGCAUCGGCGGACGAGCGUUUACGCACACCUGGUCGGACAAGACGGAUGUCAACGAUAAGUCGCGUACGGUUGCGGCGCCUGGUGCGAGCGACUACUGGUGCGACUUUGGCUGCUCGUGGAUGCAUGGUUACUUGGAGGGAAGCCCUUUGAAGGGGCUGACUGAUAAGUACAACAUUCCGGUAACUAUUCCCAGUCCGCGCGAGACGGUGGUGGUUGGCGAACAGGGUGUGUUGCCGCAGUCGCUAUCGCAGAGGCUGCUGGGAAACUUGGGAAAGGCGCAGGAUGCAGCCAAGGCUGUAGCGCACGAUCAGUCGACUACUCCACCGGAUGCAAACAUUUCGCUCGCUGAUUUCCUGUACGGCGACCAAUCGCCUCUCUUUGCCGGCCUCGAGUCAGAAAGAGAGAAGAAGGCUGCCCGUGACCUGGCCAGGAUGCUCCACAUCCCGCUCGGUAUCGAGCUUGAAAAGGCGAGUCUCAAGUGGCACGGCUUUGAGCAGGCAUUUGCCGGAACGGACGCAGCACCCAAAGCCGGUUUUACCUCGAUCAUCACCAAGCUCGUGGACGAAAUCACAUCGCUCGGCACCACGAUCCACACUAGCCAAGAAGUGCAGUCUGUUCGAGACGAACACCAGUCGUCCAACGUCAAGAUCAUCACCAAGCAGGGCCAGGAGUACAUCGCACGCACCGCGCUCAUCACCAUCCCCAUUGCCGUCCUCAAGAAGACGGCAGGUGCGCUGUUCGAGCCGGCGCUGCCCGAACGAAGGCUAGAGACCAUCAAGCGCGUUUCAGUGGGCAAUCUGAACCAGGUGCUGCUGCAUUAUGACCAGCCGUGGUGGAAUGCAAAGACAGGCACGUUCCUCGUCCUGCCCUUGUCCGCGCCUGCACCCUCGUCUGUGAAGGGUGAUACAGAGAAGAGGCUGUGGGAGCUAUACUCGUCCACGACGCUCAUCGUUUCGUCUCUGGCUGGCGAGGGUCAAGCAGAGGUCGGGAAAGGCGCGUCCAACUCGCUGCUCGUCAUGGUCGGUGCCGAGGCGGGCCAGCAGCUGGAAGGGUUUGAGCGUCUGGAUGCCGGAAACGCGCUACACGCCUAUCUGACCGCUCGAAUCGGCGGCGACGAGGCCAUCGGAAAGCAGCUCCCCAAACAUGUCUUCUACUCGCGGUGGGCAAAGCAGCCAUUCACCGGUGGUGCUACCACGUCGCCUGUUUCGAUCGCAAGUGGCACUUCGCCGUUGGACUUUGAGGCGCUGUCAAGACCUCUUUGGAAUGGCCGUCUUGGAUUUGCAGGCGAACACACCGAAAUCAACCAUCGAGGAUCCGCAGCCGGCGCGUACGUGUCUGGUGAGAGAGAGGCGACCCGUCUCCUAGCUUACCUCGAUAAGUUCGCAAACAAGCUAUGA